Molecule: messenger RNA, 4589 nt
Organism: Neoarius graeffei (lesser salmon catfish)
Lineage: Eukaryota; Metazoa; Chordata; Actinopteri; Siluriformes; Ariidae
Gene: fbxo30b
Product: F-box protein 30b
Exons: 3
Coding region: 275-2836 (853 amino acids)
Molecular function (GO): ubiquitin protein ligase activity; protein binding; zinc ion binding
Source: RefSeq, a predicted model, not a curated record
AGGCGGGAGGGGGCAGACAUCCCACAGCAACUGAGGAUUUUUUUUCUUCUUUUCUUUUUUUUUUUUUGAUAAGAUUGAAAGAUAGGUCACAGAACGAGUAAAGAUGAUGGUUUAGUUUAACAAGCAAAGUUUAUUGUUUUCCAGUAUCUGAUUUGUAGUGAGCAUAUUCCGAGUAACAGCGCGGAACAGCCGGGGCUCGCUGACACUUCUGGGAAAAGAUUUUAGACCUGAGGCUUGGGUUUGAGCCAUCAUCAUUGCCUCGGCCCUCUUGAAAAUGGAAGAGCUCCAUACUCACUGUGCUGUGUGUGUGAGUCGGCGAUGCAUGGUCAAGCCUGAGCCCGGCACUUCCUGUGAGCUCCUUGUAUGCCCAUUGGUUUGUGGCGCUGUUUUUCACAGCUGUAAGGUGGAUGAGCAUCGAUUGCUGUGCCCACUUGAGAGGGUACCAUGCCUCAACUUCAGCAUCGGCUGCCCUUUUAUGCUGGCCCGAGGAAAGAUGGCAGAGCAUCUCGAGGUAUGUCCGGCUGGUGUGGUAUGUUGUACCAUGGAGUGGAACCGGUGGCCGGUGAAUGAUGAGGACUACCGCUCCUAUGAGAGGCUGAGUUGGGACGCAGAUGAGGAAGAACAGCUAGACAUGGCUCUUGCCUUGCAGGACCAGCGCACCAUGCUGGCCUCACUCAAACUUGUAUCUCUUGCACCCACAAAUUGCCCUGAGAGAAAACCGCAGCUUGCAGAGGUGCAUGAAAAGUCUAGUGUAGUUGCAGGUGUUACAGUUCCCACCAUCCCACUUGAGGAAGACAUGGAUGGGGCAUCUGUGUCAUGUUGCUCAAAAGACAUAAUCAGAAAUGGAAUUAAUGGAUUAAAUGAGGAGCAUUAUGGUGAGCUGUACCAAACAACGGUGGAAACGACCAAGAGCUUGUCCGCUGCAUUGAAUGUUCUGAUACACCUCAACGCCUCAAACACACAGUGUCCAACUACGAGUGUUUCAGCAGCACCAUCAGAAUUAAAUGGAGAGUUACAUGAAGUGUUGCUUGUGAAAGAAGACACUGGGUCCAACUGUGAUAAAAUAACCAGUGGGGUUAGUGGUUUAAGUGAAGAGUUGCAGCCUCAACAACACCAAACCUUGAUGGAAAUGGGGAGAAACUUGGCCUCUGCUCUUGGUGCGCUUGGAGAUGCUGUUAAAGGUUCUGAGCCAAGCUGUAUAGUCAGCAAGACCAAUGGUGGAAUCCAUCAGCUAGAUACUGUUGAAUGUGCAGAUGUUGAAAUGAAGGAUAGUACCUCUGAAAAUGAGGUUGAGUUUGGAGCAGUUGGUGGACUUGAUGGGGAUUCAGACAAACUUCCUGCCCACAUUAGCCAAGAAGAACUUUGUCAAGACUCUUCAAUCAGACUAAGAGAUGAGGAUGAGCAAAGUUUGUAUAACAAUUGCCACAAUGCUGUCACAUCUAGAAAAUCACAGGACCAUACUAUGGAACCAGCUGAGACAGAGGAACGUUCAGAGCAUAGUGGUUCUUGGGAGUUUGUUGGUCCGUUAAUUCCACAUCGACCAGAGUUGAGACUUGAUCUAGCCACUGUUGUAAUGCAGGAGGCAUCUGGAUCCCAGGCUCCAGUGUUACAGCCGCCUGUGCAUGCUCAGGCUCUGGUUGUUCCCAGGGACGGUGUGCUGCCUUCCAUAGAGUUAGACUUUGAGGAUAAGGCUUUUGAGAGAAAACUCCAAAACCUUCAGUUACUCCGCAAUUUUAUGCCUCUUGCACUUAAUGGACGGAAGGGUUGCUUUACUGAGAGCUUCCCCCACAGACAGCCUCGUUGUAAGAUGGAGGACAAAGCUGUGGACACAUCCGAUCUGGAGCAGGAGCCUCAGAAUGACCCCUUGGGCCUUGGUGAGAUCGACUUCACAGCUGCGGCGCUGCUCUUUUGCCUCGAGGAGUCACCACGAGCCCGCAGAAUCUCUGACACUGUAUAUGCUUUUGGUGGCUCACGUGUUGAUUUUGGCACUCAGACCUUCAGUUUCCCUGCUGCCAUCUUGGCAACCAGCACCAUGGUUGGCGAGGUGGCCUCUGCUUCGGCUUGUGACCGAGCUGCGCCCCGUCUGUCACAGCCAAGUCCUUUUUGUACUUUACGAUUAGAUUUGACUCUGGAGCAGCUUGUGCCGCGACCUAGCUGGGCCCCACGUGAAGGCUCCAUGUUUACAUUUGAAUGUGGUCAGCUGUUCCGCCGAGAAGAGUUCCUCUCACACUUCCGCAACGUCCACGGAGACAUCCACUCAGGGCUGAACGGUUGGAUGGAGCACCGCUGCCCACUCGCUUAUUACGGCUGCACAUAUUCCCAACGCAGGUUUUGCCCAUCCAGGCAGGGUUCAAAGGUCGUCCAUGACCGACACCUCAGGUCAUUUGGGGUCCAGCCAUUGAUGGACGUAAUAACAGAGCCUGGGUGUGAUCGGCUGAGUGCAUUGCCCUUUGAGAUCCUGCAGCAUGUGGCACGGUUCCUGGAUGGCUUCAGUCUGUGUCAGCUGUCCAUGGUUUCACGUACCAUGAGGGAUGUGUGCGCUAGUCUGCUGCAGACACGGGGCAUGGUGGUGGUACAGUGGGAAAAGAGGCAGUAUCCUGACGGGAGACGAUCCUGGCAGAUAAAAGACAAGGUGUGGCGAUUCAGUACAGCCUUCAGUCCCGUGACCAGGUGGGAGUUUGCGGACAUUUCCAGCAUGGCGGACCACCUCAAGCAUUGUUCGUAUAAUGAGGUCCAUAGACAGGUGGAGGCCGUGCCACUGCCAUGCAUGUGCACAACCAGGGAGCUUACUCGAGGCGGGCGAUCACUCCGUUCCGUCCUCAAGCCAGUAUUAUAACAAAAACACGAGCGAAAGAACUAGAACACUACCUUACCUAACUUCUUUAAUCAAUAAUAUCCAUCGCUGUGUACAUAAGACAAAUUAUUAUUUUUUUUUUGAGUUAAGAUUAUUUUUAUAUCUGGUAUAUAAAUUUAACAACUGCUUGGUUUAUGAUCAGUUUUAAUGACACGUGUACUGAGAGAGAUUUUCAGUGUUUGCCUUGUUUCUCACAGAAAUGUGUGGUCACGUCUAGAGCUGUCCUGUCCAUGAGGUAACACUAAAAUGACACAAAUAACUCAUUUGAUUGGAAUCAAAUGAAGAGCCUUAAGCUGUGUAUUCGAUUCAUGGAAUUGGACACGGUGGAGUCACUUAUAGAUUUCCUCAUGCUCACUUCCAUCAAGUGCUGUGUUGCAUUAUGUCCAUAUGCUCUGGUUGGUAUGAUUGGACAAGAGCCUUACAGGAGGAGAUGUCUUUCCAAAACAAGCACCAAUGGAGCUAAUGGUGAAAGAAAGAUAGUUUUGAUUAUGUUUAAGUGGUGAUACCUUGCCACUACCAGCUGUCAUUCAUUGUUAGUAAUCUACUGCACAGAUUCCCAACCCUGCUCCUGGAGUCCCCUCUGUCCUACUCAGGAAGUAACCCGUCCUAUUCAACCCCCAACUGAGGAAGGGUUCUUAUCAUUUAAUUAAAUUGAAUCAGAUGUGUUCGAGCAGGGAAAACAUGAAAAUGUGCAAAGCAGAGGGUACUCCAGGACUCACAGAACCUGAUCUUUUGCUGAUUUUGAAUACAUUUUCAUUUUCAGUCUUUGAUUACCAACAGCUGAUCCUAAACUAGCACCCAUACUCUGAUUCUGCAUAAUAAAGUUUUGGUGAGUAAAGGCGUUGACUUAGGAUUACACAUGUUUGCUAUUUCCAUCAGAAUGCACUUUUUUUUUUCUCCACAGUUUGAACUAUCGAAGCAUGUUGUCUAUGUAUCAUGUUUUUCCUCUGCACUUUACUGAACUCUGUCACCCCUAUUGGAACCUGUUCAACCCAGAGACUGGCAUCAUCCCAUCAUGUUUAUUUUAGGAGAAAAUGAGGGUUCCACUUUUAAAAGACACUCCACAAGCACUUAAUACAUUUCUAAAAACAAUGUAGCACCUUUCAAAAUAUUGUAAACACUCAUAACAUAAAGGUUUACAUGCAAAAUGUGUUAUAUCUCCAUAUUCAAGUUCACAACUGCAUGUUGAAUGAAAACGUUUGUGGAUUGUUAUAUUCAUUUCCAAAAGCUUUACAGUACGUGAAGUUAAUCUGUUGGGUAAGAAUAAUUUGGUUACAGUUCAGGUAUUUUCAGUCCUAAUCCAUCCAUGCACACUUGUUUCUCUGUCUUUCAGCUCCAUUUUAAGCACAUCCAGAGCUGAAUUUGAUUGAUUGGGAUUGAGACGCACUGAAUUAGCUCAUAACCCAAAGCUAAGUUUUUGUGUAUGUGUAAUUCCAAUGAAGGCCUUUUUUUUUGGGGGGGGGGGGGGGAUGACAACGCUGCUGCUGAAGAAGAAGGAGGAAAAGGUGUUUGCCUGACCAAGUGUGCUGGCACCAAUGAUUUGCAGAUUAAGCCGGGACAUUAUAUAGUCCAGACCUGCAUGUGGUUUUGGUUGUGUUAAAUAAAAAGUUAUUUUAUCAUUUUUGACCCUGCUGGUGAUUGAUGGCUCAACAGGAGCAUGCUGACUGUAAUGAAACUAUAUAAGUGAGGGAAUACGUUCAAAUCAUUUAACAUUAAAAGAAUCAGUGACCGCAAA